GCUUAGUGAAUGUGUGUAGGACGAUGAUGUAAAAGGCAGUAACGCCUGAGUCUGGACUCAUAAACUGUUAAACGCUCAGAGGGGCUAAAAUAAACGGAUAUUUAUUUAGUUACCAAGUUUCACUUCUGUACAGCAGCUCGUUUUUUGGGCAUGGAGAAAUCAAAGCAGGAUCCCUUCGACAAAGCCAGACUGCAUGUGAUCAAGGAUGGCUAUGAGCGAGCGUUCGAGUGCAUUAACAAAGCUCUUUCUGAGGAUGAGGCGGGACACGCGGCACAGGCUCUGGAGCUUUAUCGCCAAGGACAUCGGCACCUCCUCCGUGCUCUCAGCGUGCCCACGCAGGGAGACGAGUGCUUCGGCGCUCAGUGGGAUUCGGCAAGGCAGAUGCAGCAGAAGAUGCAGGAGACUCUGAACAACAUCAUGUCUCGAUUAGUAGUGCUGGAGAACAGCACAGCUUCCUCAGCUCCUACUCCAGUACCCUGCAGACCAGGGAACGAAGCAUCUUCUUCGAACCUCUACCCUACACUCCCUACAAGACCUCAGCCACCCAAGGUUCUGUUCCCCAGUGGGCAGUCCUCAGGAAGCGAACAUCCUCCCGCGUACUCACCGCAAGCUGCCGAUGGACACGUCAGUAUUUCAUAUGGAACAGCUGCAGGAGAGCUGUCUUUAGUAGGGGACGAGUUCUACAGCCACACGUCCAGCUCCAGUGCUUCUCCACAGAUCCUGGGGGAAGACGGAGAGGAGCUGUUUUUCCUGCCCAACGGUGUCCAGAUUUUCUUUGUCACCUCUGAUGGACAAGUGAGCGCACCCUCUUACCCAGGAUACCUGCGCAUCGUGAAGUUCACCAAUGACUACUCAGAGAUCACGCCCACCAGGCCACCAGCCUUCCUACAGGUGUGUGACUGGCUUUACCCCCUCAUGGCCACUGACUCUCCAGUGCUGCUGUGUAACACAGGAGUCUACAUGUUCCCUGAUCUGAUGGCUCCAUCUCCGGGGUACUACGUGGGCGUGGUGCUGUCCUCCGAACUGCCCCUUUCAGAUCGGAACCUCUUCCAGAAUGUCCUGUCCCAGCUGACGGACCUAAGAGUCCAGCCGUCCGAAGAAGCAGCAGACACCAUUAACCUGCCUCAGAAGGUGCCCAUAGAGCCAGCUGUGCCUGAGGUGGCGCCCUCUGCUGAGGAGGAGAAUGAACUGCCAGAGUGGAGCGAGAAAGUGGCUCAUGGGAUUCUUACAGGAGCUUCCUGGCUGAGCUGGGGAUUAUCGAAGGGAGCCGAGUACACAGGGAAGGCCAUCCAAAAAGGAGCAUCCAAACUGAGGGAACACAUCACACCCGAUGACACGCCGACCCAAGUCAGCCCUACGGUCUCCAAAAGCCUUCACGUAGCCAAGCAGGCCACAGGAGGAGCCGUGAAAGUUAGCCAGUUUCUGGUGGACGGGUUGUGCAGCAUUGCUGGCCACGUGGGCAGAGAGCUGGCGCCUCAUGUCAAGAAACACGGCGCUAAGCUGAUCCCAGAGUCUAUGAAGAAAGACAAGGACGGACGAUCCAACAUCGACGGCGCCAUGGUCGUAGCUGCAAGCGGAGUUCAAGGAUUUGCCACGAUGUGGACAGGCCUGGAAACCGCAGCUAAGAACAUCGCAAAGAGCGUCGCGACCGAGACCGUCACCACCGUCAAGCACAAAUUCAGGGGUCUUGAGAACAUAUCUGAUUCCCCGAAUGAGAAAAAGUAUGGGGCAGAAGCAGGGCAGGCCACAGACCACGCCGUCCACUCCGCCAUGAACAUGGGCAUCACCGCCUUCAACGUCGACAACCUGGGCAUCAAGGCCAUGGUGAAAAAGACGGGGAAAGAAACGGCACACGCCAUUCUGCAAGACUACAAAGUGCAAGACGGGGCGGAGGCGAAGGAACAAGAGGAGAAGCCCAAAGAGCAGAAAUAGACUGCCGUCACGUAACGGACAGGGUUCUGCUUUACACAGAAAAGAAACAAAGCUUCAUGCUGCAGUCUGAAUGUACGCAGGUUUACCAUCAUGGUGGACUAAAUACUGACCUGCUUUGGUUUGGUUUAUUUAUAAAAAAAGAAAUAAGCUCGUUCUCUUUCUUUAUUUACCAACAUGCUGCCUAGAAAUUCAAGUCUGUUUGGGUCUAUUUUUAUACAGACAAAUUCCUCUUUAUAAGAAGCCUCACAGAUUUUAAAGAACUCUAUCUAUCGUUGCCUUAUUCUGAUCGCUGUGAAAGUCUAAUAGACUAAACAGUAAUCUGUUUGGUCUUUAUUCAUCAGUAAAAUUGCUUUUUCUUUUGCUUUUGCUUUUGUUCAACUUUUCCUCUUGCGUCAGGUCAGAAAGCUCUGAAAUCUGAGCAUAACAUUUGAACAAAACAUGAUUUGUGGUUAAAACAAAUGUAAUUAAAAGCAGGUUGUAUAAUAAGCUGAAUAUUAAACGUUUUAGAAGCCUUUUGCUAAGGCCAUAAUGAAGCGUGCUUAUUAAAGUUCAACUAAGGCUUGAA
Tachysurus vachellii is the source of this 2497-nucleotide messenger RNA. It is a transcript of the gene spartb, whose product is annotated as spartin b. The record is from RefSeq and is a predicted model, not a curated record. Gene Ontology annotation, cellular component: plasma membrane. Bases 151 to 1932 code for a protein of 593 amino acids. Gene Ontology annotation, biological process: negative regulation of BMP signaling pathway; cell division. NCBI's taxonomy places the organism in Eukaryota, Metazoa, Chordata, Actinopteri, Siluriformes, Bagridae. The transcript is spliced from 9 exons.